UCGCACUGCUGGAGUCUGCAGACACACAUAUGCAUAUCAUACUGCACGUGGGUUGAUGUGUGAGGUCUGACAGUUGACAGACCAGCAACUGUCAGAUUGCAGGGAACCUUGGAUCCUACAGGAGCAGCCUUUCCAGAUUUCAUCUGCAGAGUGAAAGAACAUAGAAGUCACCAUGGCUGAAGCCAGACAGACCCUUAAGGCCCUGGAGCAGCGUGCCAAGCUCCUGCAGCAGCAACAAAAUACUUUCAUUAAGGCAUUGGAGCGGACACGGGAAAAUGCCCAUGACAGAAUCGGACCCGUGAGGACCUUGGCACAGGUACGCAACUACUUAGACAGCCAUUGCAACAACUUUACAGAUAAGGGUAUCCUCACUCUGUUUUUGGAUGUCUGUGAGGAUCUGGCCGCGUUCUGUAUCCAGCUGAAAUCUAUGCAGAAGACCACACAUUCAGAAAAGGGGAUCAUAGAGCAAACCAUUGAUCUUCUCAAUCCAACCAAUGACCUGUCUGAUCUGACUGUCAGGUAUCCCCACAAUGUUUUGAAUCGCCUCAGCUGUAACGAAGUGCACAACUACUAUGCCGGUGUCGUGAGCAUCGUUCCCAUCGUCCUGGAUAACAUACGUGAUGCUGUGUUUAGGCUGGAGACAGUCCGGACACGUGCAUCCAAGUAAAAAGAAGAAUUAAAGCCCAUCUAAGGUCCUUCAACCCAACGAGGAAGGCUCCUGGCAGCUACUAUUCCACCUAAACUGGUUAAGUGGACCUGCUCAUAUUGCUUUUGGAUUUUUGCCAUUACUAAAGAGAACAUAAGGCAAAUCAGCAUUUUCCAAACUUCCUACUUCCCAUUGCUAGAGUCAAUAAAUGCAUGUGUA
Messenger RNA from Rana temporaria (common frog), 865 nucleotides. RefSeq names its product sperm acrosome-associated protein 9-like. Lineage: Eukaryota; Metazoa; Chordata; Amphibia; Anura; Ranidae. The transcript is spliced from 5 exons. The record is from RefSeq and is a predicted model, not a curated record. The coding region runs from base 173 to 667 and encodes 164 amino acids. Gene Ontology annotation, cellular component: sperm flagellum; acrosomal vesicle; ciliary base.